AUGAAGGCGAUUCCAAUAAAGUUCGGCCCUGCUCCCAGCCCAUCGCCGCCAACUUUCUCCGGAUCUGCGAUGUCGGGGAUCCGCUCUGCGUUGCUGUAUAAAGGUAGUCGGAUCGUUUUUACCAGUCGUAUUAGAAAUAAGGGAUAUCGCUCUUUAGAAGACCGACAAGAAGGCCGUGAACAACGUAACUAACCCCCCGUCAAAGAAACUCAUCGAGGCAAGCGCCUCCCAUCCGUCUCGACCAAGCUCCCAGCCGCGCAUCAAGAACGAGUCGGCUAUGUAGGAAGCUCACGCCCAAACGCCUUCGCCGCCUUCUUCGAUAAAAACCGUCGCCGCCGCCGUCUCGCUGAGAAGCGUGACCUCAAGUAUUCUAAGACCGACGGGGACCGUGAAGGAUACGAGGAGCGCGACUUCGACGAAAGACUUGAGCACUGGCUUGAGGAAGUUUCAUGUCCGGUCGCAGUCACCGCCCCGGGGCGGUAUGCGGCGUCUGCUACUCCGAGGCUGGUCCAGCAAGUCAGGGGUUCGAAGCCUGUAGCCGCUGCGACAAGCGUUUUCCACUGCUCCAUCGACUGCCGCGAGAUCGACAUGAAGAAGCACAAGCAGAUCUGCAAGCCGCAGGAGAAGCCAGAGGCCGAGGAGCCACAGCAUGGCGAGAUCGACGUUGAGAUCAUUCAGAACUCCGCGGGUCAGAAGAAGCCACAGCACGGCGAGGUCGUCCAGGGCAUGUCUACUGGCGGAAAGCUCCGUGGACAGAAGAAGUACAAGCGUGACCAGCGUAUUCCCAACGCAGAACGCGUACCGCUCUCUGUCUACUUUGCUGUCACGGCUACCAUGGUGCUCUACCUUGUCUGGGGCAUGAUGUCUGUGUUCAAGCAGUAA
Lecanosticta acicola is the source of this 882-nucleotide messenger RNA. The record is from the annotation of a GenBank genome assembly. NCBI's taxonomy places the organism in Eukaryota, Fungi, Ascomycota, Dothideomycetes, Mycosphaerellales, Mycosphaerellaceae.